Zootermopsis nevadensis is the source of this 2499-nucleotide messenger RNA. Its product is annotated as cilia- and flagella-associated protein 298. The record is from RefSeq and is a predicted model, not a curated record. Gene Ontology annotation, biological process: regulation of cilium movement. Lineage: Eukaryota; Metazoa; Arthropoda; Insecta; Blattodea; Termopsidae.
UACUUUAAUGUAAAUAAGUUGUACGGCAUUUUCAAAUCUAGGAAGUCUGAUAAUUAAAUUACCGACUGAUUCAGGAAAUAAAAUAUAUUAUCUCUAUCCUUGAUCCAUCAGAUCUCCAGUACUAUUAGUAAUAAUGUUCAGUAGAAAACUGUUUAUCAAAUUAAAUUCACUUUACAACACUUAGCAUUUUGUUUACAACUCUCAAGACUUUAUAGUUGCGUUUGUUCAAGAUCACGAUCAUGUUUUUAAUACAAAAAACCAUCGUCAUAAACGCCGCCGUGAGAACUUGAAUUUUCUACCAGAGAGGGUUUGUUGCUAUGACAACAGAAUAACAACGUGUAUUGUGGCUUUGUAUAAGUUUGGAUUUCACUGAUUUAUCUAAUAAUCUUUAUAGAAUUUCAGAUUUAUUUUGUGUUGUAUCAUACUUUAGCGAAGAAAAUACGAAAAUAGUAUGGUGAAGUUGCAUGUUAAAAGAGGUGAUGAAAGCCUGUUUUUAUAUGACACUACUGUUGAAAAACAGGUAGAUGAAAUUAUUAAGGAGGUAACAGUUAUCUACAAUGGAAGAUUGAAAAUUAGACGAAUAUGCGAUGAAAUGGAAGAGCUUGCAAAGCAUGGGACACUUCUUCCUCCAAAUAUUAUGGGUCUAACAGAUGAACAAGUGGAAGAACUGAAAUUAGUGGAUGAAUGGGGAGAGAAAUGUGUUCCUAGUGGUGGUUGGACCUUCAAUAAAGAUCCUAUUGGAAGGAGAAAUGGCAAGCAACCUAAUGAGCAUAUGCAAGAUGUCAUUAAACGAACAACCGAAGAAGCAAAGGCAGUGGUCUCUAAGAAGCAAAUCCAAGCUGAUGUUUGUCUGACGCUGAAGAUGGUUCAGAAUGCUCUGGACAUUCUUAGAGGUGCAGUAAUGAUUGUCUACCCUAUGAAUCUUCCACCACAUGAUGUAAUACGUCAUGAAUUGGAGAAUACUGAAGAUCUGUCUGGAAUGCAAGCUUCUUUAGAGGUCAUAGAAGUCACACAAACCCAAUUGUGGUUUUCUGGUAAAGAAAUGUAUCGAGAUAAGAAGCUGGCAGAUUACGUGGGCCGCAAUGAAAAAACUAAGGUGAUCGUGAAACUACAGAAGCAGGGACAGGGUGCACCUGGAAGAGAGCCGGUGGUCAGUGAAGAAGAACGCAAGCAGAUGAUGCUUCAUGCUUACAGGCGCCAGGAAGAGCUCAAGAUAUUUUCUAUGUCGUGGAACGUUGAGCAUUCAAGUUCAAGUAAUGAUGUACAUGAGACGAAUAAUAAACGACGCCGGGCGUCCACUUGGCGCCUCAGUGGCUCCCACGCUGGGAUUAGGCCUACUUUUCACAGUAGCAGAGCACAGCAAACUCAUCCCUUGCCUCGGCACGCAACAAACCUUCAGAAAUAGGUCAUCCAGGCUCGUGUUUCUGUGUUUGUGACAUUUUUUAUAUAGAUGGAUGCCAUUAAGCGAUAUCGACGUUUUGGAAGCUAUAUGAGGAAUUCCGAAGAAUGGGACAAAACAAGCACGCCUUUUCUUGUUUGUUUUUUGGAAGAACAUUGUUCACAGAAAAGCCAGAGACACGUUAUUCUGUGCUUUAUACAAGUUUCUCAAAUUGAAAUCCGCUAAACGCGUGAUAAUUGUUGCACUUUUGAGUUCUGUGUCAUGCUGAUAUGCAAUAAUAAACGCAAAGUGAUAAGAAAUGUAUUUAAAUAGCGGCACUUUGUUUCAAAUUUGAAAUUUAUUGUAGAAAUUAGAACUGUUUGCGUAACACAAAGUAGUUGCGUUUCGUAUUAGUCUAAUAGUCAUUCUAAAAUUGUUACUCGUAUGAAGGAAAUGCAUCAAGAGAAGUGAUGAAGUUUUUCAGCUAACACCGUUGUUCAAAAUACUUAUGGAUGUUUACAAAGAUCUAUUCUUAUUCCCAAGCCAAGCAGCGGUCCUCUGCCGAUAUGUUUAGAAACACCAUUUUCAUUUCGAACAUUAUAAGCAUUGUCAGUAUCGAGUUUGAAAAAUCAUUAAAGAAGCCCCAAUUGAUUAAUACGUGGGUAGACUCGGUGUGACAACCACGGCGGAGCUAAUAUUACCGAAAGGACUAGGUGUUUUGCAGUAACGCUUUGACGUAACAUCAAAACAUAAUUAAUCAUCCUGAAAUCUUUCAACAAUAGAGUGGGCCGUGUGUUAAAUAACGAACAUGUGUCGACUUUUUAGAUGGAGUAGUCCUUGAGGAGCUGAUAGUCGCUCAGCUAGUCAGAUUCCCCGCCGUUUAUAAAACCCGAAGGUGUGUUUGCUGUUUUUAACAAGACGUCGCCUCCAUUCUUCAUCCUGAGCACGUGAAUUCAGUCCUCACCCUCUCGCUCUAUUUCCUUAAGAUCCAUCUUAAUAUCUUUCUCCCAUUUACGCGAAGGUCGCAAACGUUCAGGUUUUUUCACUACAACGUUUUAUGCACUUCUAAUCUCCCUCAUGCGUGCUACAUGAACCGCCAAGCUCAUUUAUUGAUUCUGUCU